CGACGAAGGGCGACCGCCCCCUGUCGCAGGCUCCGACGUGUGGCGGCGGCUGCACAGUACACAUAUGGCAAAGCCGGCGCUUCCACGUGUCCUCUUCGGCACGUCCGCGCUCGGCAACCUCUUUGUGGAGCCGACGCACGACGAGAAGAAAGCCGUCGUCGAGCAGGUCCUCAAGGCCGUGCCGACAGCCCUCUUCGACAGCGCAGGCAAGUACGGUGCCGGUCUAGCGCUCGAGGAGCUCGGCCGCUGCCUCGAGGAGCUCGGCGUGGAGCCGGAGCAGGUUCUCAUCAGCAACAAGCUCGGCUGGAAGCGCGUCCCGCUCACCACGCCCGAGCCGACCUUUGAGCCCGGCGCGUGGGUCAACCUGAAGAAUGACGCCGUCCAGGCCAUUUCGUACGACGGCAUCAUGGAGUGCUACCGGCAGGGCAACGCGCUUCUCGGAAAGUACGAGGCGCGCAUCGUGUCAGUGCACGACCCCGACGAGUACCUGGGCGCGGCGGCCGACGAGGCGGACCUCGAGGCGCGGAGGGCGGACGUGCUCGGCGCCUACCGCGCACUCGCGGAGCUGAAGGCGGCCGGCAAGGUUCAGUCCAUCGGCGUCGGCGCAAAGGACAUCAGCGUGGUCGGGUUCGUCUCGGACCCCGACCACGUGAAGCUCGACUGGGCAAUGCUCGCGUGCUCGGUCACCCCCUUCGUGCACGGCGAGGUUGCGCGCGGGCUGCUGCGCAAGCUCGGCGAGCAGGGCGUCGACGUCAUCAAUUCGGCGGUCUUCAACGCCGGCUUCCUGAUCGGCGGCGACCACCUCGACUACGUCAAGAUCACCCGCGAGAGCCGGCCCGACGCCUUUGCGUGGCGCGAGAAGUUCACCGCGCUCUGCGGCGAGUUUGGCGUCUCCCCCGCGGCGGUGUGCGUGCAGUUCAGCUUCCUCUUCCCCCAGAUCGUCGCCGUGGCCCUCAACACGACGAAGCCUAGCCGGGUGCAGUCCAACGUCGAGCUGGCCAACGCGAGCAUACCGCCCGCGCUCUGGAGGCGGAUGAGAGAAGAGGGGCUCAUCUCGAUCGAUGUGUGAGAGCGGAGAGGGAGAAACGUAAAUUACGAAUUUGACGGUGCACCGGUCUCCGGUCGCGACAAGG
Messenger RNA from Emiliania huxleyi CCMP1516, 1133 nucleotides. RefSeq lists its product as hypothetical. The record is from RefSeq and is a predicted model, not a curated record. The transcript is spliced from 5 exons. NCBI's taxonomy places the organism in Eukaryota, Haptophyta, Isochrysidales, Noelaerhabdaceae. Gene Ontology annotation, molecular function: oxidoreductase activity. Gene Ontology annotation, cellular component: cytosol. Bases 65 to 1069 code for a protein of 334 amino acids.